UUAACUCUAAAGUAUCAAAAACUCUCUCUCUCUCUCUCUCUAGAAAGGAAGAGAGCUGAGAAAGAAAAAUACACAGCUAAGGAAAGAAGAAGAAGAGGAAGAAGAUGGGGGUAGCAGUAGUGGGCUUAGAUUCAAUGAGCGAAAGAGCAGCGAUGAUGAGAGAGGCACUGCAAAAAAGCCAGACCAUCACUGACAACGUCGUCACCAUUCUCGGCUCCUUUGACCACCGCCUCUCCGCCCUUGAAACCGCCAUGCGUCCCACUCAGAUAAGGACACAUUCUAUUAGGAAAGCUCAUGAGAAUAUUGAUAGGACUUUGAAGGCUGCUGAGGUUAUUCUUGCUAAAUUCGAUCUUUCUCGUCAGGCAGAGACAAAAAUACUUAGAGGGCCACAUGAGGACUUGGAGAGUUAUCUACGAGCUAUUGAUCAGCUAAAAGGCAAUAUCCAAUUUUUUAGCAGCAAAAAAAGCUUUAGAAGUUGUGAUGCAGUGAUCAGCAAUUCAAAUAAUCUACUCACUAAAGCUAUUUCAAAGCUAGAAGAUGAGUUCAAGCAGCGAUUAUUGUCUUACAGCAAGCCUGUGGAGCCUGACCGUCUUUUUGACUGCCUUCCAAAUUCACUGCGGCCAUCUUCUGGAUCUCCUGGGCCCAAUGGUGAAUCUAGUGGCAGGAAUCCUUCCAAUAACCAUUCUGAGCAAAAGAGUAUCUCAGAAAAUGCUGUUUACACUCCUCCAACUCUUAUACCACCACGGAUUCUGCCAUUGCUGCAUGAUUUAGCUCAGCAAAUGGUUCAAGCUGGCCACCAACAGCAGUUACUCAAAAUUUACAGGGAUACUCGUUCUUUAGUUCUAGAAGAAAGUCUCCGAAAAUUGGGAGUUGAAAAACUUAGCAAAGAGGAUGUUCAGAAGAUGCAAUGGGAGGUUUUAGAGGCCAAAAUCGGGAAUUGGAUUCAUUUCAUGCGUAUUGCUGUCAAACUGCUUUAUGCUGGAGAGCGGAUAGUUUGUGAUCAAAUAUUUGAAGGCUUUGAUUCUCUCAGGGAUCAGUGUUUUGGUGAGGUCACUGCAAGCAGUGUUUCAGUGCUACUUAGUUUUGGGGAUGCAAUUGCCAAGAGCAAAAGAUCACCAGAGAAGUUAUUUGUACUUUUGGACAUGUAUGAGAUAAUGCGGGAGCUUCACUCAGAGAUUGAAAUGAUUUUCAAAGGUAAGGCUUGCAGUGAAAUAAGAGAUUCCGCAUUUGGUUUGACAAAACGGCUUGCUCAAACAGCUCAGGAGACCUUUGGAGAUUUUGAAGAAGCUGUUGAAAAGGAUGCAACAAAAACUGCUGUCUUGGAUGGAACUGUCCAUCCUUUGACAAGCUAUGUCAUUAAUUAUGUGAAGUUUCUGUUUGACUAUCAAUCAACCUUGAAGCAGCUUUUUCUAGAAUUUGAUAACAAAGAUGAAACGGGUUCACAGUUGGCCUCAGUAACAAUGAGAAUAAUGCAGGCUCUUCAAACCAAUUUGGAUGGAAAAUCUAAGCAGUAUAAAGAUCCUGCUUUGACCCAUUUAUUUCUCAUGAAUAAUAUUCAUUAUAUGGUCAGAUCUGUGCGCAGGUCAGAAGCCAAGGAUUUGUUAGGGGACGAUUGGGUGCAGAGACACAGGAGGAUUGUGCAGCAACAUGCAAAUCAAUACAAAAGGAAUGCUUGGGCAAAGAUUCUUCAGUGCCUCACUAUCCAAGGCCUAACCUCAUCCGGGGGUGGGAGUUCAGUAGGUGGUGAUGGAGGAAAUAGUAGUGGAGUUUCUAGAGCAUUGGUGAAAGACAGGUUCAAGACGUUCAAUAUGCAAUUUGAGGAACUUCAUCAAAAGCAAUCUCAGUGGACAGUUCCUGACACUGAGUUGCGAGAGUCUCUAAGGCUUGCAGUCGCAGAAGUGUUGUUGCCUGCCUACAGAUCUUUUGUAAAACGUUUUGGGCCUCUAGUUGAGAGUGGCAAGAACCCUCAAAAGUACAUCAAGUAUGGAGCGGAGGAUCUUGAACGAAUGUUGGGUGAAUUUUUUGAGGGAAAGAACUUGAAUGAACCUAAGCGAUAAUGAAGAUGAUAUGGGCCAUUAACCUCUGCUUUGGUGGUAGACAUCACUCUCCUUUUGUAGAGAGUUGUGGUUUAGUUCCUGAGAGGUUCCUUUUACAGUGCCAUGCUUCUACCCUGCAUUAUAGGUGAUCACAUGUAUGGGUCUACCUAUUGUUGGAAAAAGUUGGUGAAAAGAAUAAAAGAAAGCAGAUAAUAUUGUAUGCAGUUGCUAUGUAAAAUACUGAAUAAGAGUGUGACUUCAUUCUUUCACAAAAUGGCUGUGUACUCUGGUUUGGUGGUGAUCCAAGUAUAUAUUUUUAUCAGAUUUAUUUAGUUA
Quercus lobata is the source of this 2372-nucleotide messenger RNA. RefSeq names its product exocyst complex component EXO70A1-like. Lineage: Eukaryota; Viridiplantae; Streptophyta; Magnoliopsida; Fagales; Fagaceae. The coding region runs from base 105 to 2057 and encodes 650 amino acids. Gene Ontology annotation, biological process: exocytosis. The transcript is spliced from 12 exons. Gene Ontology annotation, molecular function: phosphatidylinositol-4,5-bisphosphate binding. Gene Ontology annotation, cellular component: exocyst. The record is from RefSeq and is a predicted model, not a curated record.